Messenger RNA from Misgurnus anguillicaudatus (oriental weatherfish), 1954 nucleotides. RefSeq names its product methyltransferase 8, methylcytidine (gene mettl8). Gene Ontology annotation, molecular function: tRNA (cytidine-N3)-methyltransferase activity. The record is from RefSeq and is a predicted model, not a curated record. Lineage: Eukaryota; Metazoa; Chordata; Actinopteri; Cypriniformes; Cobitidae.
CAUGCCCGCAGGAGGGCGCUGUGCGGACGGACCCGGGAGCGCGCACAUGGAGGAAGAUACACCAUCUAAACUACACUACAAAAUACUACAAACCUGGGUGCAAUAAUCGUCAGACAUAUCGCCAAAACGGGUGCUGGGUAAAUCUGCUCAGGUGAAUGUGGAAAGAUGAGGAUUGUCUUUAGGCAGACUGUUUGUGCUGUGAGAUGCUUUCCCCGCAGACUUUACAGUGAAGGAAGACCACCGGCCCCUUUAGGAGCCAGAAUCCUCACCAACCCUGAUGACAUCUUUCAGCAUAACAUGUGGGAUCAUGUGCAGUGGACUGAGGAUGAGAGAGAACGAGCCCAGCAGAAAGCAGAGGAAAACUCUAAAUACAAGAUUCCCGUAGAAGAGCAAACAAAAUACGACAAAGACGCAAAUAAAUAUUGGGACAGAUUUUACGAGAUGCACCACAGCAAGUUCUUCAGAAACCGUAGCUGGCUCUUCACCGAAUUCCCAGAGCUACUUCCUCCAGACGCUUGUAUCCCAGAGAAAGAGCAGGGCAGUUUGGGGCACGUGCGUUUAGAGUCUAAGGAUAAAGAAAAACAUCAGCAGUGCUAUUCCUGUCCUGAAACAAGUGACUCAUUCCCUGGACAACAUGCUUCCUUUCGAAUACUAGAGGUAGGCUGUGGUGCAGGUAACAGUGUGUACCCCAUUAUCAACACCAUCAGGGGAAGUAAGGCAUUCCUGUACUGUUGUGACUUCUCAUCUCGAGCCAUUGAGCUUGUCCAGAAGCACCCAGACUAUGAGCCUGCAGUGUGUCAUGCAUUUGUGCGGGACAUCUGUGACACAACAUCCCCGUUUCCUUUCCCUCCUGGGAGUCUGGACAUUAUUCUGGUGGUCUUUGUGCUCUCUGCUAUCCACCCAGAACGAGCUCAAAGUGUGGUGAAUAACUUGGCCGGAUACCUGAAACAGGGAGGAAUCAUGCUAUUUAGAGACUAUGGAAGAUAUGAUCUGUCACAACUGAGAUUUAAAAAAGGCCAGUGUUUGUCUGACAAUUUCUAUACACGACAAGAUGGAACCUGUGUGUAUUUCUUCACAAAAGCUGAGGUCCAUAAUUUGUUCACAAAUGCUGGCUUGGAAGAGCUUCAGAAUUUAGAAGACAGAAGACUGCAGGUCAACAGAGGAAAGAAGGUGGUGAUGCACAGAGUGUGGAUGCAAAGCAAAUACCGGAAACCUUAUCUGCUUUCAACAUCUGUCUAGAUGACAUCAUUGAGCACAUGAAAGUAGGGCUAAAGGCCUUGUCAUGAAAACACAAGACUUUAUCUUGAAUAAAUGUUCAAGAGGAAACUAUUAAAACAUCCAGCAGGUAAUACAGAUGCCAAUAAAUCUGAAGCAGUUGCUUCUUUUUUAUAUUUUGCUCUCUUCUAGAGGAAGUCAGAGAACAGACAUUGUUUUCGGGAAAGAACUGACAUCCCACAUUUUAAAGGGGACAUUUCACAAUAAUUUUUUAAGAUGUCAAAUAAAUCUUUGGUGUCCCCAGAGUAUAUGUGAAGAUUUAGCAUAAAAUAUCAUAUAGAUCAUUAUAACAUGUUAAAAUUGUCACAUUGUAGGUGUGUGCAAAAAUUUGCUGUUUUGGGUGUGUCCUUUAACAUGCAAAUGAGCUGAUCUCUGCACUAAAUAGCAGUGCCAUGGUUGGAUAGUGCAGGUUAAGGGGUGGUAUUAUCCCCUUCUGACAUCACCAGGGGAUUAAAUACUGUUGAAAGACUGGAGCCGUAUAAAAUGUUUAAAUAAGCAUUGUUAGAGAAAUAAAUGACACAUAAAAUACUUACCAGAUGUUAUAUACUACAUUUUUAUAACAUUCACACAUGCAUUGUAAUACGUUUUUUUUUUCAUAAACUGUUCUGAUAUUUUAUUUGUAAUGUUAUAAUUAUGUGUACUAAUGGACAUUUUUGAUAAAACUUUUUGUCACUACAAA